Messenger RNA from Cicer arietinum (chickpea), 2412 nucleotides. Its product is annotated as cytochrome P450 86A22. The record is from RefSeq and is a predicted model, not a curated record. Lineage: Eukaryota; Viridiplantae; Streptophyta; Magnoliopsida; Fabales; Fabaceae. Gene Ontology annotation, molecular function: iron ion binding; monooxygenase activity; heme binding.
UUUUCAUUUUUUUUAUUUGUGCGUUUAUUUCUUGUCCCAAAGGUGAAUAGGUGUACAUUUCUUUUAAAAAGCAAUGUACUACUGUUACCCAAUGGAGAAACACUUUUACAUUAGAGAAUGCACGAUACUUAUGUGUUAGGUUAUACUUUUAUAAACCCAACAACUACCUUGGCGGAUAUUGAUGAGGGGAGGACUGAUAACGCAACUCACCGAAGCCUACCCAACCAAUUAUUUACUAAGAAAAUACAGCUUAAAUCAACUCAACGUCAACAACACUUAGCAUCUCCACUCUUCAUUAACUCCCCUGCUUUUUCUUGCACCUUCUUCUAUAAAUAUAUCACAUUUCCUCACUUCCUUUUCGCUCACAGAGUAUAUACGUACCCCAACCUUUUAACCAUAGGAAACUAUUCCUCACUUUUUCUUUUUGUUUUUCUUUCUUUUCAUUUUAUUUCAUAACUCUUUUCCAUUAGUACAUUCAAACUUCAAACCACAAUUUUUGUUGCCGAAACCUACUACAGCCAUAUUCUCCGGUGAAAGUGUGAGAACAGAAGCUUUUUUUUUUUUAUUGGGUGUUGAAAGGUGUAACUAAUAAAGUUGUAACCGAGUUAUUGGGCCCCACAAGCACAUGGAUGCAUCAACGGCUUUUAUGAUCUUAUCAGCAAUAGCGGCUUAUUUAAUAUGGUUUUCAUUCAUCACGCGGUCACUUAAGGGUCCACGUGUCUGGCCCUUAUUGGGUAGUUUACCUGGUCUCGUCCAGCAUGCUAACCGCAUGCACGAUUGGAUCGCUGAUAAUCUCCGCGCGUGUGGCGGCACGUACCAAACCUGCAUCUGUGCCGUUCCUUUUCUUGCCAGAAAACAGUGUCUCGUGACAGUCACGUGCGAUCCCAAGAACUUGGAGCACAUACUCAAACUCCGUUUCGACAAUUACCCGAAAGGUCCUAUGUGGCAGGCAGCGUUUCAUGACUUGCUCGGUGAAGGCAUCUUCAACUCAGAUGGAGACACGUGGCUUUUCCAACGUAAGACAGCCGCAUUGGAAUUCACCACCCGUACACUACGUCAAGCCAUGGCUCGUUGGGUUAACCGAGCCAUCAAGAAUCGAUUCUGUCCAAUUUUAGCCGCGGCGCAGGAAGAAAACAAUCCAGUGGAUCUCCAAGACCUCCUCCUUCGGCUCACAUUCGACAACAUAUGCGGCUUGGCUUUCGGUCAAGAUCCUCAAACAUUAGCAGUGGGGCUUCCAGAAAACGACUUCGCGCUUUCUUUCGAUCGUGCCACCGAAGCCACACUCCAACGAUUCAUUUUACCGGAGAUCGCGUGGAAGUUGAAAAAAUGGCUUCGCUUAGGAAUGGAAGUGAGCCUAGGAAGAAGCCUCAAACUCAUCGACAAAUAUCUCUCAAACAUAAUUCAAAACCGUAAGCUAGAGCUACAGUGUGGAAGUGGGGCCCUCCACGAUGACUUACUUUCCCGUUUCAUGAAGAAAAAAGAAUCCUAUUCGGAAGAGUUUCUCCAACACGUGGCACUCAACUUCAUCCUCGCUGGACGUGACACGUCAUCAGUUGCUCUGAGUUGGUUCUUUUGGCUCUGCAUAAAAAAUCCCCAAGUAGAGGAAAAAAUAUUGCUUGAGCUAUGCACGGUUCUGAUGGAGACACGUGGAAAUGAUAUAUCGAAGUGGACGGAAGAGCCACUCGCUUUUGAGGAGGUUGACCGUUUGGUGUACUUAAAGGCCGCACUGUCAGAGACAUUGCGACUUUACCCUUCAGUGCCAGAGGAUUCAAAACAUGUGGUGAACGACGACGUUUUGCCUAGCGGAACAUUUGUUCCGGCGGGUUCGACAAUUACUUAUUCGAUUUACUCGGUUGGAAGGAUGAAGUUCAUAUGGGGCGAAGAUUGUCUUGAGUUUAAACCUGAGAGAUGGUUAUCAACAGACGGUGAAAAGAUGCAGGGGUCUUACAAGUUUGUGUCGUUCAACGCAGGGCCAAGGAUUUGUUUAGGAAAGGACUUGGCAUAUCUGCAAAUGAAGUCAAUUGCUGCUGCAGUGUUGUUGCGCCAUCGCCUGUCGGUGGCACCAGGACACCGCGUGGAGCAGAAGAUGUCGUUGACGCUUUUCAUGAAGUACGGACUUAUGGUGAAUGUGCAUUCAAGGGAUCUUGCCCCAAUGCUACAAAAGAUUGCUAAUUAACAACCCUUCUCUCCUAACGAGUAAACUCCAACGAGUGAGUAAAUAAAACAGAUACGUCAUCAAUUUUCUGUUUACAAAAUAUCAACCAUUUAAAUAAAAAAAUAUGUAAUAUUGAUAUGGUAAUUAUUAUUUUUAUUUACUUCAUAUAAAAUAACGGUGUUGUGCUCAAAAUACAUAGAGUAAUUGUCCUUUAUUCUAAAAGUAAUAUCAAAAUUUACCGGAUUUAUGUCAAUUAA